Messenger RNA from Diabrotica balteata, 1017 nucleotides. The record is from the annotation of a GenBank genome assembly. Lineage: Eukaryota; Metazoa; Arthropoda; Insecta; Coleoptera; Chrysomelidae.
GACAAUGAACCGUUUAAAAUAUUUUAAAUCUGAUCAAUAAAAAGAUUUGCUGGCUGUUUAACUUAAAAAAGAGGUUAUAGAAGUAUAUUGACUUAAACGAAGAUUUUGAGUGCCUUAAUUGUCAUAUAGACAUAAAAACUUCAAAUUAUUUUUACUGCAACUUAUGUCCGACGAAAUUAAAAGGCAUCCAAGAUGGUACUUUGGAGGGCUAGCAGCUUCCGCAGCCGUAUGUGUCACGCAUCCCUUGGAUUUGCUGAAAGUCCAUUUACAAACUCAAGUUGGACGCCAACUCUCCAUCGCAACUAUGACAGUGAACAUAAUAGAGAACCAGGGAAUAUUGGCUCUUUACUCAGGUCUUUCAGCUGCUGUAUGUAGGCAGCUUACCUAUUCAACUACAAGGUUUGCUUUGUAUGACAUUGCUAAAACUCAUUUCGAUAUGGGAAACUUCGCCACGAAAGUUUUAGUAGCAUCAGUGGGCGGUGCAAUAGGGGGUUGGACUGGUGUCCCCAGUGACGUAGUAAAUGUUAGAAUGCAAAAUGAUAUAAAGCUGCCUCCAGAAAAGCGAAGGAAUUACAAACAUGUUAUAGAUGGUUUUAUUAGAGUAUAUAAAGAAGAAGGAAUUAACCAGUUGUUUCGAGGAUCCACGACAGCAUGUUCAAGAGCAGUAAUGAUCACCGUUGGACAGUUAUCCGUGUACGAUGAGAUCAAAACUCAACUGUUACGAACAGGAUUAUUUAUAGAUAAUACAGUGACUUAUUUCACAUGCAGUUUUAUAGCAGGUAUAGCAGCUACUUUACUGUCACAGCCUUUAGAUGUCAUCAAGACCAGGCAAAUGAAUGCCAGACCGGGCGAAUUUAAAGGGAUUUUGGACUGUGUUAUUUUUACAGCCAAAGAAGGACCGUUUGCUUUUUUCAAGGGGAUUCUUCCGUCUUCCGUUAGAAUCAUACCGAAUACAAUAAUAGUGUUUAUAUUUUAUGAGGCAUUAACAAAUAAAUUCGGAUAUUUUAAAUAAUUUUU